Molecule: messenger RNA, 423 nt
Organism: Coccidioides immitis RS
Lineage: Eukaryota; Fungi; Ascomycota; Eurotiomycetes; Onygenales; Onygenaceae
Exons: 1
Coding region: 1-423 (140 amino acids)
Source: RefSeq, a predicted model, not a curated record
AUGAUGCAGCCCGGAGUUGUAGUGUGUGAAACUGAUGCAUGCCAGGGGAAAACCAACGCUGGGACAAUGGUUGGAGAUGGGGAGACGUCUCUUCUCAUCCGCCCGCUGAAUCCAACAGCACGUGAUGCGUCAGAUUGGGAUGUCCGCGCAGCCAGAAAGGAAAGAAGCAACUCCCAGACAGUGAAUGAGGCACGUGAGCAGAUUCACCGCCACGUUUUUGCUUGCAUUGUUGCAGUGGUUGCAUUGUCUGGAAGGCGUGAGAAUAAUGAAAUUAUGAAAAAGACGUUCUUCCUUAGAAACAUGGGCUGGGAGAUAAUCAGACAAGGAGGAUGGCUCAAUCUGCGAGACUUUCAACCAAAAAGGCGUGCUAUAAAAUAUCAAUCCUGCAUAAGGAAGAGAGCACGCUAUCAGGGAUAUGUUUAA